Xiphias gladius (swordfish) is the source of this 1888-nucleotide messenger RNA. RefSeq names its product occludin a (gene oclna). Bases 223 to 1716 code for a protein of 497 amino acids. The transcript is spliced from 9 exons. Gene Ontology annotation, biological process: bicellular tight junction assembly. The record is from RefSeq and is a predicted model, not a curated record. Gene Ontology annotation, cellular component: bicellular tight junction; cytoplasmic vesicle; apical plasma membrane. Lineage: Eukaryota; Metazoa; Chordata; Actinopteri; Istiophoriformes; Xiphiidae.
GUUUUCAUUAGCGGCGGCAGUUUCAGCCGAGGCGUAUCGGGUGAGACGGGGACCGGAGAAACUCGCACGGAGCGACAGGUGAGCGCGGCGACUUCGGCUCGUGCGACUGGGAGCAGAGACGUCGUUGACUCGGUGGGUCCACAUCUCUAGUAACCUGUUACCUGUGGCUACAAAGAUUUUUUUUUUUUUUUCACAGGCCAGCACCCGGUGGCUCCAGCGGUAAUGUCCUCCAGGCCCAAUGGGAGUCCACCUCCCUACGAGUCAGAUGGAUAUAAUGCCCCCCCCCAGCCCGCCUAUUCUUACUACCCAGAUGACGAGUUCCAGCAUUUCUACCGCUGGAUGUCUCCACCGGGCGUCCUCAAGAUCAUGGCCGUCAUCGUCCUGGUCUUGUGCGUCGCCAUAUUUGCUUGCGUUGCCUCCACUCUGGCUUGGGACAGUCAGGGAGCCCUGACUGGCUUUGGGGGUGUCGGGGGCUACGGGGGAGGCUACGGUGGGGGUUAUGGCGGCGGGUACAGCAGCUUUGGAGGCGGCGCGUACGGAGCUGGAAACAGCUAUGGCUACGGCGGAAUCGGAGGGAACUACAAUGACCCCCGAUCAGGCAAAGGGUUUAUCAUUGCCAUGGCGGCCAUCACCUUCAUCGCCUGCCUGGCCAUCUUCAUCAUCAUCGUGUCCCACCAGAGCCUAUCAGAGAGCAGGAGGUUCUACCUAGCAGUGGUGAUCAUCUGUGCCCUCCUAGCGUUGCUAAUGCUAAUAGCCUCCAUAGUGUACUUGAUGGCGGUGAACCCCAUGGCCCAGUCCUCUGGGUCGGUCUACGCCAACCAGAUUGCGGGCCUGUGUGCCCAGUACCAACGACCGCAGCCUUCAGGAGUGUUUGUCAAUCAGUACCUCUACCACUACUGCGUGGUGGAGCCACAAGAGGCCAUCGCCGUGGUGUUUGGGUUCCUGGUCGCCAUCGCUCUGAUCGUCAUGCUCGUCUUUGCGCUGAAGACCCGCCAGAAAAUCCGAAACUACGGCAAGAGCAACAUUUUGUGGAGGAGAGUGAAGGUUGUCGACGAGAUGGAGCCACCUCAGGACGUGGAGGCAUGGGUGAACAAUGUGUCCGUCGCCCCGGAAGAGCUUCCGAUGUCAGACUCCCCUGAGAAGCUGAGAGGCUCCAGGAGUUACCUGGAUGACGAAAGCACAAACUACGACAAACCUCCCUACGGCUACUCCCCGCGGCCUCCAGUGGAAAAUGGCCUGCCUUUGCACAACGGGGCUCCCUACAGCAGUAGCUCGGAGGUGGCCAGCUCGGCAGGACGGCCCAAGAAGAGACGCCCGGGUCGACCUCGUCGCACUGACGGACAGGACUACGACACCGACUAUAACUCCUCGGGGGACGAGCUGGACGACAACGACUUCGACAGUGAAUUUCCGCCGAUAGCAGACGAGCAGGAGCGCACCGCCUACAAGCGCGAAUUCGACCGCCAACACCAGGAGUACAAAGACCUGCAGGCGGACCUGGACGCCAUCAAUAAGAAUCUGUCGGAGGUAGACAGAGAGCUGGAUGAGCUGGAGGAGGGAAGCCCGCAGUACCUGGAUGCCUUGGAUGAGUACAACAGGAUAAAGAACAUUAAAAAGUCUGCGGACUAUCGGGUGAAGAAGCGCAGGUGUAAAUAUCUGAAGUCCAAACUGAACCACAUCAAGAAGAUGGUCAGCGAUUACGACCGCAGGGCCUGAACAGAUCUGUGUGGGUCGGAUGCCUGUCCGAGACGGGGCAGCGGGGACUACAUCGGGUCUGGCUCUGCUGGGGGAUUGUCGGAGGAGGUUUUUUUUUCCUGACCACAGCAGGCCGCGGAAGACGGAGCUGCGCUGGGCUACGUCGAACACAGAAACUGCCAAAGUCUGUCUG